AUGAACAGCAAAGACUUUGUAGUUCUUCCAUGGGGAAAACCUGGACAUUCUGUGAAGCUAAAAUAUAAAAAUUUCCGAGAACUGAAGAUGGAGAAAGUACAGUUAGAGUUGGAGAACCAUGAGAUGGAAAAGAAACUACAAGAGUUCCAAUCAACAAGGAGCAAAGACAGAGAAGAAAGAGAGUCAAGUGACUAUCACUGGAAAUCUGGAAAAGUGGGAAAAUUGGGUAAUCAGUCACAUAUACUGUCACAAAAUAGAAGAAAUGUUAUUAAGCUUUCUCCUGGAAAAGUGAGAUUAAAAUUACUGAAGGAGAAGUUUCAAGAGCCAGUGAGACAAGCUCUUAAUUAUCAAAUGGCAAAUUUUUCUGAAAGAGAGAAGCCCAAGAUAAGAGGGAAGGUUUGUGGGCAGUGUGAGAACAAAGCCGCUCUGCUGGUAUGUCUUGAGUGUGGAGAAGAUUACUGUUCAGGAUGCUUCGCUAAAAUUCACCAGAAGGGGGCACUGAAGUUCCAUAGAACAACUCUUUUGCAGGCAAAAUCUCAAAUAUUAUCCAGUGUAUUGGAUGUUGCCCAUGGGUUUAUAAAGGAAGUUAAUCCAGAUAAACCCAAAGGGGAGAAUCGCUCUCCAAAAGAAAUUAGUAAGAGUCAGCAUCUACCCAAACCUCCUCCGCUGCAGGGGAGCAGCUCUCAGAUGGAAGUUUCAACCACACAAAAAGGAGAGUGUAUAAACCCGAGAGAUAGGCUCUUGUGUGAAGGGUCAUUCGAUGAAGAAGCUUCUGCCCAGUCCUUUCAGGAAGUUUUAAAUGAAUGGAGAACUGGACAUCAGAAUGACAAUGGGGAGCAGAACUUGCCUGCAGCAAAGCCAGACUCAUUGGAAGAAUGUGAGGUACAAACCAAUCUGAAAAUUUGGAGAGAACCACUUCAUAUUGAAUUUAAAGAAGACAGUAUAUCCUAUAUGGAAAAAUUAUGGCUUAAAAAACACAGAAGAACUCCACGGGAGCAACUUCAAAAUAUGCCACCAGAUAUGUUCAUACCUCAGUGUACAACCAUUAAUGAGGCACAGUGUUCUCAAAGUGAAAGUGAUGAAGAUAAUGAUGUUGAGGAGACUGAAGUACAAUGCCCAGCUCUUUUUCUGCCAGUGGAAGAAUUAAGAACAGAGAGACCUGAAACAUCUGUAGAAAUAGUUGAACUGGAUGAUAAUUAUGAAGAAGAAUGUGAAGAACAAGGAAAGAUCGUGCCUUACAAAGUCGAAUUAGCUGAAGCAGUUAGUCAACAAAGUUGCGCAUUUUAUGAUUAUCAGAAUACUUUUCCGUAUAAAAAUGAUAUCCAUCAGCAUCAUGUUUUCACCAAGGGAAAAAUAGACCUCUUACAUCUUCAUCUAAGCAACAGCCCUUCUUAUUGUGAAGAUAACUCGAAAGCAGGAACUUCAAAUAAAAAAUUUGGCAACAAUGUGGAUCCUGAUGUAUAUUCUUCUGCUGUUGAAAAAUUAGGGGAAAGCAGCUUUUCUGAAAGACAUUUCAAAGAGAAAAGUAUAAUUGAUAUGGAAUGUAAUCAAACUCUGAAUAAUUCCUGCAUAUCAUUUGCGAACAAGGAUUCUUUUCCAACGGUAGAUUUAGAAACACCUUCCAUUAAGGAGAAAUUGUCUCAAGACAUCAAAGAAUCCUUGGAAUUUAGCAACUUUCUGGAGAGGCCAAACUUGGAAGAUUCAAAAACUACAGAGUCACCACUGUUGCUACAAGAAAUAGCCCUCAGAAAUAAGCCUAUUACUGAAAAAUAUCAAGGACUUGAAAGAUUCUUUGUUCCUGAUAAAAACAAAAGACUCAACUUGCUGCCUUCUCAUAGUUUAGAACGCAGAUCUUCCGGUACUAAGGUAACAAUUGCAGGAGACAGAGACUGGAUCCCAGACCAGAGCAUAAGUCCUAACAGUGCAGUUGCUUCGGGUGCUGCACCAAGUGACCAGAACCCAUCACCAAGUAGAACACAGCAAAAGAUGGGCAAGACGUCACAGAGACCUUCAACAGCAAAUUUACCACUUUCCACCUCUGUUCAAAGCAGUUCCAACUGUAAUUCCUCCUUCCAUCCUCCACCAAGAAGUGCCCCGGCUCAAUCAUUGUCUAGAGCUGCUUUUGAAAUUUCAGAAAUUGAGCACAUUGAUAUUACUGACCACGAUGAGCCUUUUUCAGACAACACUGCUGACCAACAAGCCUUCGACAGCCUGGAAAAGGAAUUGAAUGGGCUGAGAAAUCUUGCAGAUCCUUCGGAAAAAAGUUACAGCCUAACCUCAGAAGAGUCACCAGCCUUCAACAAUGAUUCGCUGAACAUAAGUCAGGCUACCCUAGAUUUCUUUAAGACCUCACAUUCCAGGGACCCUUGUGGAAUUAAGGAACUGAGCUUUUCUGAAAAAGAUACUGAGAUUCAGUCUUUCCUGACACUUUCUGAAAGCAGCAAGGACGAGGAGGAAAAGGACUUCCUUGACAAGCAACAUGUCAUCAUACUACCAUGGCCGAAGAGCACCUAA
Molecule: messenger RNA, 2514 nt
Organism: Myotis lucifugus (little brown bat)
Lineage: Eukaryota; Metazoa; Chordata; Mammalia; Chiroptera; Vespertilionidae
Gene: ZBBX
Product: zinc finger B-box domain containing
Exons: 19
Coding region: 1-2514 (837 amino acids)
Biological process (GO): cilium movement
Cellular component (GO): motile cilium
Molecular function (GO): zinc ion binding
Source: RefSeq, a predicted model, not a curated record